Messenger RNA from Diplodia corticola, 822 nucleotides. RefSeq lists its product as uncharacterized. NCBI's taxonomy places the organism in Eukaryota, Fungi, Ascomycota, Dothideomycetes, Botryosphaeriales, Botryosphaeriaceae. The record is from RefSeq and is a predicted model, not a curated record. The coding region runs from base 1 to 822 and encodes 273 amino acids. The transcript is spliced from 5 exons.
AUGGCCUGGUUACUUCGCUGGGAUUCACUUCAUUGUACAUGCAACCUGCGCCGCCAGUACGGCCGCCACCCGCCGCCUCAACCCAACGCCGACGACUACGAACACCCCGAAGCACAGCGGCUGCAUGACCAACCCCACGACGACUGCGAAGGUCGUCAUUUACCAGAUUCUGCUGCGGAGGCAUUGCCAGGCGUGGAUGUGGGUGGUAACGCCGAAGAUGAUGGCGUAGGCGAGGGCAGCCCCACGGUUGGGGCUCUUGCCUGCGCCUUCACGAAUUGGCUCAUUGUUCAAUUGUGGGAAGUGUUCUUGGAACUUUUCUUUGAGGGUCGCGGGAGUUAUGCUGGCAGCGGCGUAGAGGGCCAGCCACAGAAGCUGGAAAAGAAGAUAGGCGAGCAGAAAGAAGCGUCCAGGAAGUCCCAAGAAGCAACAAAUAAGAAGAAGAAAGAUGUGGAAGUGAAGGAUGAUGCGGAUGAUCAGAAGAAAGAGAGGAAUGGGAUGAGUAAUGAAGAAGAACAUGAACAGGACGGGGGCAGAGUCUGGGAAGGCCGAAGCGAGACGAGUGCGGAGAAGGAUUUUGGUAAGCCGACAUACGUGAAUGAUGCGGCGAACGGGCUGAUAGGUGGUGGGUGGAGGGGCGAGACUUACAAUCCGGUACAUGGUAACCAGGUGGCGGCGAAAGUGGAAAAUGAUCAAGAGAAUCUCAUACCGUCGGAAGGCUCUGCAGAAGGUAUGUUUGCAUCGAGUGAAGGUUCAAUAGGGGUAGCCAACAGGCCAGGCACUCUCUGGGCCACUUUUGGAGCCAACAGUCUGUCGAAUUUUUGA